Messenger RNA from Abrus precatorius (Indian licorice), 1211 nucleotides. Its product is annotated as binding partner of ACD11 1-like. NCBI's taxonomy places the organism in Eukaryota, Viridiplantae, Streptophyta, Magnoliopsida, Fabales, Fabaceae. The record is from RefSeq and is a predicted model, not a curated record. The transcript is spliced from 8 exons. Bases 171 to 980 code for a protein of 269 amino acids. Gene Ontology annotation, molecular function: RNA binding.
UAUUUUCCUCUCUCUCUCUCUCUCUCUCAUCUCUUUGUCGAAUAUGCAACUCCACACUGCUUGGUGACACUAUCACUCCAACCUGUCUCCUGCAACAACCUCUUCUCUCUCUUUCUCUGCCACCAAGUUUUCAGAAUACAAAAUACACAUACCUGCUACACAAAACUACAAUGCAGACAAGAACGGUUCAAGUCAAGCCAGUUUCAGAUCUAGCUGGUGAGAGAGAGAUUCACGAGUUCUUCUCGUUUUCUGGAGAAAUCGAACACAUUGAGAUCCAAAGUGUAACUGGGAAAUCAAAGACAGCAUUUGUGACAUUUAAAGACCCAAAAGCGCUUGAAAUAGCAUUAUUGUUAUCGGGAGCAACAUUAGUAGACCAGAUUGUGAGUAUAACUGCAGCUGAGAACUAUGUACCAAAACAUGAGCUGCAGGAAGUAAGGAUGGUAGAAAAUGCUAUAAAUAUUGCUCCUUCUGAAAAUGUUUCAACAAAUAUUGAGGAGGAAAAAGCUAACCCCACCAAUGGAAAAAUGUACAUUAAUAGAGCACAAGAUGUUGUUUCAAGUAUGCUGGUGAAAGGUUCAGCAAUAAGACAAGAUGCUUUGAACAAAGCUAAAGCAUUUGAUGAAAAGCAUCAAUUGACUGCAAAUGCAUCUGCAAAGGUCAUUUCAUUUGACAAGAGAGUUGGAUUGACAGAGAAAUUAACAGUUGGCAUUUCCGUGGUGAAUGAGAAAGUGAAAUCUGUUGAUCAGAGGCUUCAUGUCUCAAAUAAGACUAUGGCAGCAAUAUUUGCAGCUGAGAGGAAACUGAAUGAUACUGGAUCAGCUGUCAAAACAAGCAGAUAUGUGACUGCUGGAACAGCAUGGUUAAAUGGUGCUUUCACUAAGGUGGCUAAAGUUGGACAAGUGGCUGGUACUAAAACUAGAGAAAAGUUUCAUUUGGCUGUAUCAAACUUGACAACAAAGGAACCACCAGUGGCUGCAUGAACCAGAAUUUUGUUAUUUGUGGUUACUUCAUCAAACCUUUGAUGAAGAUCUCUCUCCGAGCAUGUUUGGAUUAAAUUCGAGUUAUGGAGACUCUUGAUUGAGAUAUAAGACCAGAUGGGCAUGUACUGCUUUCUCUGUUCAACAGUUGCAUGUGGCAAGUGUCGUGGUCCAUUUAAUCCUAUUAUAUAUAUUAUUUUUUUUCCCAUUCUGGUUUGCUGCUUUAUAAUUUUG